AUGGACUCUGCUUGGCUCUGCCUGUGUGGUGCCCUUGUCAUGUUUAUGCAUGCGGGCUUCGCGAUGCUGGAGACGGGCAGCUGCCGUGCAAAGAACGCGUCCAACGUCCUCAUGAAGAACUUGGUGAACGUGACGGUUGGCACGCUGGGCUGGUGGGUCUUUGGCUGGGCCUUCGCUUACGGCAGCCAGGGAGAUCCAGCGAACGGCUUCAUCGGAACGAGCGAGUUCUUCGGCAUCGGCUUCUACACCAUCGAUGAGACCACCGGUGUCAUCACGCCCCUUGCAUCAUGUGAUGCUGACGGCUGCCAGAGCAAGAUGUUGAGCUGGUUCUUUCAGUGGGCAUUUUGCACGGCCGGAGCCACGAUCGUGAGCGGUGGCGUGGCUGAGCGUGUGAAGAGUCCUACGUACGCGGUGUAUGCCUUCUUCAUGGCCAGCUUCAUCUACCCCAUCAUCGUCGCAUGGUCCUGGGGCGGUGGCUGGCUGGCCACCGUUCUGGAUGUAGGCUACAUGGACUUUGCCGGCAGCGGCGUGGUGCACUUGACGGGUGGCGUGAGUGCUCUAUUGGGCACCAUUGUGCUCGGCCCACGCAAGGGCCGCUUCGAGAAUCCGGAGGAGUUCGAGUGCCACAACUUGCCCCUCGUGGUCUUGGGUACCUUUGCGCUGUGGUUCGGCUGGUACGGCUUCAACCCGGGCUCCACGCUCGGAAUGCACGACGGAGCUACGGGUGCUAUGGCUGCGCAAGUGGCCAUGAACACAACCCUGUCCGCGGCCACCGGCGGCAUCACUGUGUUCAUUCUGCGCUAUGCCAUCAUGAAGAAGUACGACGUGGGUGGCCUGUGCAACGGCAUUUUGGCAGGCCUGGUGUCCAUCACCGCCGGAUGCGGCAACGUGGAGUGCGGCAGCGCCUUUGCCAUCGGCCUGAUUGGUGCCUUGGUGUACCAAGCCUCGUCCAUGCUGCUGCAGAAGCUGAAGAUCGACGACCCUGUCGAUGCCAGUCCGGUGCACGGCUUCUGCGGCAUCUGGGGCGUGCUGGCAGCCGGACUCUUCGACUGGGGUAAGGGUGUUGACCACUACCACGGCUGGUCAGGCUUUGGCUGCAUGCCAGUGAGCGAUUCGGACUCUACUUGCCAGACCGGCAUUGGCGGCACCGCGAUCGGUGCGCAGUGCAUCCUGAUCAUCAUGGUCAUCCUUUGGGCCGGAACGCUCUCAGGGAUUGCCUUCUUCGCUCUGAAGAUGACAGGGCUCUUGCGUAUCGACGAGUACACGGAAGAGGUCGGCAUGGACGUCAAGCAGCACUCUCCCCCGAAGGCUUACGCCAUUGGCGCAAACCCAAUGCCGACCGAAGUUGAGAAGACGGUGCUGGCUCCUCUGGCAGUCGGGCAAAAGGAUGCCCUCGCAGACUUGGAAGCGCUCCGAGCAGAAGUUCUUGCACAGCGGGCUCUCAUCCAGGAACAGCAGCAGAAAUACGACUCCUUGGUCGAAACCCGAAGGCUGCAGACAGCAAGCUAUGUGAGCCUUGACACCUUCAAUACCGAGGUGCAGGCGCUGAAGAACGCGGACUACAGCUUGGGUGGUGCCAUGGACUCUGCUUGGCUCUGCCUGUGUGGUGCCCUUGUCAUGUUUAUGCAUGCGGGCUUCGCGAUGCUGGAGACGGGCAGCUGCCGUGCAAAGAACGCGUCCAACGUCCUCAUGAAGAACUUGGUGAACGUGACGGUUGGCACGCUGGGCUGGUGGGUCUUUGGCUGGGCCUUCGCUUACGGCAGCCAGGGAGAUCCAGCGAACGGCUUCAUCGGAACGAGCGAGUUCUUCGGCAUCGGCUUCUACACCAUCGAUGAGACCACCGGUGUCAUCACGCCCCUUGCAUCAUGUGAUGCUGACGGCUGCCAGAGCAAGAUGUUGAGCUGGUUCUUUCAGUGGGCAUUCUGCACGGCCGGAGCCACGAUCGUGAGCGGUGGCGUGGCUGAGCGUGUGAAGAGUCCUACGUACGCGGUGUAUGCCUUCUUCAUGGCCAGCUUCAUCUACCCCAUCAUCGUCGCGUGGUCCUGGGGUGGUGGCUGGCUGGCCACCGUUCUGGAUGUAGGCUACAUGGACUUUGCCGGCAGCGGCGUGGUGCACUUGACGGGUGGCGUGAGUGCUCUAUUGGGCACCAUUGUGCUCGGCCCACGCAAGGGCCGCUUCGAGAAUCCGGAGGAGUUCGAGUGCCACAACUUGCCCCUCGUGGUCUUGGGUACCUUUGCGCUGUGGUUCGGCUGGUACGGCUUCAACCCGGGCUCCACGCUCGGAAUGCACGACGGAGCUACGGGUGCUAUGGCUGCGCAAGUGGCCAUGAACACAACCCUGUCCGCGGCCACCGGCGGCAUCACUGUGUUCAUUCUGCGCUAUGCCAUCAUGAAGAAGUACGACGUGGGUGGCCUGUGCAACGGCAUUUUGGCAGGCCUGGUGUCCAUCACCGCCGGAUGCGGCAACGUGGAGUGCGGCAGCGCCUUUGCCAUCGGCCUGAUUGGUGCCUUGGUGUACCAAGCCUCGUCCAUGCUGCUGCAGAAGCUGAAGAUCGACGACCCUGUCGAUGCCAGUCCGGUGCACGGCUUCUGCGGCAUCUGGGGCGUGCUGGCAGCCGGACUCUUCGACUGGGGUAAGGGUGUUGACCACUACCACGGCUGGUCAGGCUUUGGCUGCAUGCCAGUGAGCGAUUCGGACUCUACUUGCCAGACCGGCAUUGGCGGCACCGCGAUCGGUGCGCAGUGCAUCCUGAUCAUCAUGGUCAUCCUUUGGGCCGGAACGCUCUCAGGGAUUGCCUUCUUCGCUCUGAAGAUGACAGGGCUCUUGCGUAUCGACGAGUACACGGAAGAGGUCGGCAUGGACGUCAAGCAGCACUCUCCCCCGAAGGCUUACGCCAUUGGCGCAAACCCAAUGCCGACCGAAGUUGAGAAGACGGUCUGA
Molecule: messenger RNA, 2940 nt
Organism: Symbiodinium natans
Lineage: Eukaryota; Dinophyceae; Suessiales; Symbiodiniaceae
Source: the annotation of a GenBank genome assembly